AGAAAAUCCUAGUGACGAAUGAGUAUCGGGCUGAGUAACAACUGGAAGCAGCUAGUUUUGUAGAUUGUACUUUACUAUAUUCAAGCGUGAUAUUUUUUAUUCGCCAUGAAUUUGUCCGAAAAGCUGUGGUAUCUUAACAUGGCCAUGGGGAUAUACGGGUGCGGUAUGUACAUAUUCUUAAAUGUUAUUGCUAAAUCAGAAAUGCCAGUGGAAAACCUUGGUGACGAACCAACAUCAGCCCCCAUUUGCGACAUGGGAGAUGAAUGCCAUCAGCAGCUGCAGAACCGUUUGGAAACCAUUGAAAGCGCUGUCCGAGCCAUAGUUUCGAUUCUUUCAAUUCAAAAAAGUGAAUUGUUUACAACAGUCAAUAAAAUGUUAGAGCAGGAUCAGGCGGUUAGGGAAAUCUUAUCACGUUCAGAAUGUAUUCAAAAUUUCGGGAGUGGUCUAAACGCUGCCGUUGAGGAAAACCCUUCAGACGCAACGAAAGAUUUCUCUCAGGAUGGAAAAAGCGUCGAACAUUUGAAGGGAGCAAUCAAAUGUUCAUUAGCAAAUUUGAUAGACAUCAGUACGAAAGAUCAUGAUCUAAAGGCCAAUCAAUCUGAUGCGCACAUCAAAGCUUCCGUAAUGACCAAUGGGUCCCUGAAUAUAACAUGGCCCAUCCUCUCCGCGGACUGUCUCAAAUUUAGUUCGGGUGUCUGGAUUCGCAUUUACCAGGCAUCUGAAGGUGAUGACAAUAAGUUGCCGGAAGAGGCGACAGCAAUAACUGCCUUAUCUAUUCCUCAAAAGUGCUGCCUUGUAAACAAAGAUGCUGCUUCGUAUUCGAUCGUCCUUUUCCCGCAGUCACCGUCGGCCGACGAAAAGGAUUCCUGUUUCUUUUCCAUGACCAAAAAUCUCACCCAGUGCAGCGCUUACGUCGUUGAAGUCAUUCCAAACUAUCAGUCACUUUGCGGCAAAACUCUGCGUACGGAAAUGGUCAUUCCGCCCAAUAUUAAGCAAAGCGACGAAUCCAGCACGAAACCGCUGAUAAGCGUUAUAAUGGCCCAUCAAUCGAAUUCGUUGGUCUUCAAUUGGGAAGACAAUUCUGGAUGCGCGCCGCAGUUAACGUCCUUCAACUUGAAAAUAUUUCGAGAUGGAAUUGCAGAUAAAGAAAAGGCCAUUACGACCAUUAGUGUUCCUCGUAGUUGCCUGCAGCAUCUUAGGAAAAAUGAAAACCUGUUUUCACUGGAGUUGCCGGCCGAUAGGCAAACCUGUCCGAUAGACUGGAAGCCUUUAGAUACGUGUCGCAAAUACAGACUCGAUGUCAGCUCUCAGUACUCGGCCUGGAAUAGUCCGUCGUCGUCGUGGGAAAUAUUUACAGGACAAGAAGGAAACUACCCGGUGAACAUAAGCGAUUUUUGGCGAUGCCCGAAAGAUCAUUAUUACUGCCCAUUUCAUGGCCGCUGCCAACAAAUACAAUCCAUCAGCAUUUGCCAAAGUGAUGUCCAGUGCGACGAUGGUCGGGACGAAAAACAUUGUAAUACCGAGUGCAACAAAGAAAGAUUUCGAUGUGGACAGCAAUGUUUACCGAAGGAUUUAGUUUGUGAUGGUAAAUACGACUGUCUGGAUGGUUCCGAUGAAGGCUACGAUUGCAGUUACGCAUAUGUGUGUCAGCAGUUCACGAAUGCAUCGGGUAAAUUUUCGUCCCGGAUUUUUCCUAAACCUGCGUUUGAAAUUCAUCCAGACAGAGUUCCUGAUGCCGUUCGGAAAACGGCAGUGUUGAUAUCAGUUCAACCCGGCCACCAAAUUUGGCUGACUUUCAAUAAAUUUGUCACUUAUAAAGACAAGCAUUUUAUCAAAGUUUAUGAUGGCCCCUACUCGUCCAGUCCUCUUCUGUUAUCACACAGUGGAUUAAGUAAGCCGUACUCUGUGCGGUCAUCAUCCAGCGACUUGUUUGUUGAAUUCCCAUCGUACCAUGACCCGAAUUAUGGAAUUGAGGCUUUCUAUACAAGUGUUAACCUCACAGACGAGUCAUUUGUACCCGGCUGCGGUGGUUAUAUUAACGGCGAAGGGGUUAUUUCGACUCCGAAUUAUUUAUCUGCUGCGACAAGUAGAGACGACUGCUUUUGGUUUAUUGAAUCCUGGAACAGUGAAGACAGUUUUCUACUGAGAAAAUAUUCUUUUGAUUUCAUAACUUCCAAGAUGACCCCUGUAUUAUCCCAUUUCAUUUAUCCAACUAUAACUGUUUACGACGGAUGGAGUACAGACAGUCUUGUGCUUUACGAUGGCAAACCAUCUAACGAACAAGACAACGCGGUCAUAUUCUCAAUCACCAACAAAAUGUUGGUCCAUUUAAAACAACCUAAAGUCAUCAAUGAAUACCGCACCUUUUACUGGAACGUUUCCAAGAUAUCCUCAUCGAAAUGCAAAUAUUACUACGAAGGAACCAGCGGGACCAUAAAAAGCCCAAACUAUCCGAUGCUCUAUCCUCAUCUGACGGACUGUCGCUGGACUAUCAGCGUGAAACCGGGAUCAAAAGUCCGGCUACUUUUUGCGUUCUUCGAGACGCAAGAGGGCUCGGAUUUCUUAUCUGUUUACGAUGGAACUACUGUCCACUCAAAACUUUUAUUGGCAAAAUCGGGAUCCGUACCGACACCUUUUGUUGUUAACUCCUCGACUAAUCAAGUGAUGGUUAGGUUUACGUCAGACGGGGAUACUUCCUUCCCCGGUUUUCUCGCCGUCUAUUCAUCCUUGUCAAAUUAUGUUUUAGAUUUGCCCAAAUCAGCUUGAGAUUCAUUCUCAUCGGUCGCCGAAGGGAGGGAAUCCGCUGGGAAAGUUUGGACUCCUAUUGAGUCGUGAACUGCUGCGGAGACUGUCAGACUUUAUUGUGAAUAAUGAUGCAAGAAAUAUGCAAGUCGGAGUCUAAUUGGAAACUGUCCAAAUAAAUUAGAAAACACAACCCAACUGGCUGUUAUGUUAUUAUACCGGUUAUAACCAACACUCUCUAAAUAUGUAUA
Messenger RNA from Daphnia pulex (common water flea), 2993 nucleotides. RefSeq lists its product as uncharacterized. Gene Ontology annotation, biological process: negative regulation of inflammatory response. Lineage: Eukaryota; Metazoa; Arthropoda; Branchiopoda; Diplostraca; Daphniidae. The record is from RefSeq and is a predicted model, not a curated record. Gene Ontology annotation, molecular function: protein binding. The transcript is spliced from 15 exons. The coding region runs from base 106 to 2766 and encodes 886 amino acids.